UCGAAGGCGGGGCCUACGGCGUCUGGUAGCCUAGCAACGGUCUUCGGGUCCGUUGAGCCGCCUCGACCUGCAGCCGCUAGAAUGGAGACUGAAGACUCAGACGCGAGCAACCCCUAUUCAGUAGAAGGCAACAAGUGCCUGGACCCGGACGUGUGUGACGCUGACAGCUGCGACAUCCCAGACCCAGGGCUGCUCAAGGAAAAGAACGGUGAGGUGGCCUGGCCUCGCCCCCAGAUGCCCACGUGGCUGCAGGCACGUCUUGCUCAGGCAGGAGCUCUGUCUGCUGCCACGCCACACUCCCUGGGCAGUCCCUUAACCCGGCAGGGCCCUCCAGAGAGGGCCUGCCUACAGCCUCCAGAGUUAGGGGUCCAAGACCACACGGUGAGAGUGCUUCUACUGCUGAUCUGCAGAGGUGCUUUCGGAGCCAGUCCCACGGCUUUUUACCAGAGCUCCCGGUGGCAGAACAUGACCCCACGUGCCCGUGCCCACCAGCUGUGGCUGUUCCUACGUGCGGGCCUCCAUGACUUUGUAGAAAAGGAAAAGAGAGGUGAGCUGUGUGUGGCACGCUUGACCCAUGGGCUGGAGCCGCUGCGCCACCUGAAAGUGGCAGCUGGGCUGUGCUCAGUGGCCCAGGACCCAGUGGGCAGACGCUUUGUGGUGCUCGAUGGUGCAGGCCACCUGCACGUGCACAGAGAGGACGGAUGGGCAUACGAGAAGCUACAGGCCCCAGCCGUGCUCACGGGGCUGGUGGCAGUGCCGGGCCCGCUGGAUGCUGUGAGCCGCUUUGUGGGUUGGGGCCCCAAGGGGCUGGCCAUCCUAAGGCCUGACCUCAGCCUGCUGUGGCUGAGCAAGCCAGGGGUGGGCAGGGUGCCAGGCCACGAGCCCCUCUGCUGUCUGCCGGUACCCAGCCUGGGGCUGUUGCUAGUGGCAGGGGCAGGUGGCAGCCUUGUGCUCUGGAAGUUCUGUUCAGGGGGUCGCCGCCUGGUGCCAUGUGGGUCACCUCUGCAGCUGCCACCAAGCCCUACAGGUACACUCACCCGUUUGGUUCUGGGGCCCCUGCAGUCCCACCAAGUCCCACGCUGCUUCGCGGCCUAUGGCUCCGCUGUACUCACCUUUGAUCUGCACACCUGGGCCCUCGUAGACGUGCGCCGGGACCUGCACAAAACCGCUAUCUUGGACUUGGCCUACUGCCUAGAGGUAGAGGCCAUGGUGACAGCCUCGCGCGACAGCACGGUGAAGGUGUGGGAGGCUGACUGGCGGAUCCGGAUGGUGUUCAUGGGCCACACAGGCCCGGUGACAGCUCUGGCUGUGCUCCCGAACACGUCCCUGGUACUGUCGGCCUCGCAGGACGGGACGCUGCGCACCUGGGACCUGCAGGCGGCAGCACAGGUGGGCGAGGUGGCGCUGAACUGCUGGGGCCCAGACGUGGCGUCUGGGCGCGUGAACCGCCUGCUGGCGCCCGCGGGCCCCAGCUGGCCGGUGCUCUCCCUGAGCGCCAGCAGCGUGGAGCUGUGGCGCCUUCGCGAGCUGUACUCGCCGCUGGCGCAACUGUCUGCCCCAGUGCUUCACGUGCAGGUGGUGCCUGCGCUGUCCGCACCCCCGCACCCGCUCCUGCCGGCGCGCCUCGUGUGCGCCUGCGCCGACGGCUCGGUCUACCUGGUGUCGGUCGCCACUGGGCGCACCGUGAGCGCGCUGCUGCUCGAGCCCGAUGACUGCGCAGCCUCAGUGCUUUAUUGCCUGCCGCGCGAAGCACUGUGGCUGCUGACACGCACCGGACAGCUGGUGUGUGCCAGCGCGGCGCGCUGCCCCAUGCGCGUGCUGCACCGCGUGUGCCCGCCCCCCGCGCCUGCGCCCAGGCCCUGCUGCCUGCACCUCUACAGCCACCUCACAGACCCCGGCAGCGCGUUUGCCGGCUGGGAGACCGUGUGCCAGCAUGGGGGGGAGCCGUGCCGGAGCGACGCAGCCCGGGCCUGGAAGGACAAGAACCGGUACCUGCCCGUGGUGGGGCACACGGAUGGCACCCUGUCAGUCCUGGAGUGGCGCUGGUCGAAGACCGUCUUCCAAACCGAGGCACACAGCCCGGGCCCCGUCACCGCCAUAGCGUCUACCUGGAACAGCAUCGUGUCUUCCGGCGGAGACUUGACAGUGAAGAUGUGGCGCGUCUACCCCUAUGCGGAGGAGAGCCUGAGCCUGCUGCGCACCUUCUCCUGCGGCCACCCUGCCGUGGGGCUCUGUGCACUUGGGAAGCGGAUCACGGUGGGCUUCGAGGAUCCGGACAGCGCCACCUAUGGCUUGGUGCAGUUUGGCCUGGGCGACAGCCCCCGCUAUGAUCACAGGUCCCAGGAUGACCCCACGGACCACAUCACUGGCCUGUGCUGCUGUCCCACGCUCAAGCUGUAUGCCUGCUCCAGCCUGGACUGCACCGUCCGCAUCUGGACGGCGGAAAACCGCCUGCUGCGGCUCCUGCAGCUGAAUGGUGCCCCACAGGGCCUGACCUUCAGCAGCAACAGUGGGGACCUGGUGUUGGCUCUGGGCUCCCGACUCUGCCUGGUCUCUCAUAGGCUCUACCUGCCCACAUCCUACCUGGUUAAGAAGCUGUGCCAGAAGGUCCCUGAUGUGGUGGAUGACCCUCUACUACCACUGACCAGCCAGGAGUCGCGGACCUCAGCCCAGCUGCAGAGGCUCGCCAAUCUCCAUGGGGUGGCCAGUCUUAGCACAGACUUGUCUUUCAUCCAUCGCCAGACGGCAACACCUCAGCAGCCAGUGUUGGAGGAGGACUUGGAAGCCCUAGUUGCCCGGGAUCAAGACCUUCAGCAGCUGAGUCUGGGGCUGGUGGUCCCGACAGCCCAGCCCCCACCCUCCCAGCACGAGCGGCAGGAGGCGUUUGACAACUACUUGCACCUGAUCUAUGGCCCUGGCUUGCUGGACGUGCCUUCUGGAAGAGAGUUCCAGCGGUGGAGUACCGUGACCCUCACCGCGGAGAGAGAGACCUGGGACGUGUGCACCUUACACAGAGCUGCCAACUGUCUUUGGAAGGCCAGAGUCUGCCCUGAAGUCCCGACAGUGCCCGCAGCCCUCCCCCAACAGGACCCGGGAGCUGUGGGCCAGCGCUUUGUCCACCCUCCCCGAGUCCCCUUGCCUAUCCCACCCAUACGCCGGGGGGUGCACAGCAAGGCAUCCCAGCUGCUGGCCCGCUCCUCCCUGAGCAGUAACCUGGGCCUCAGUCUGGACCUGCAGCUGCAUUUGGAGCGGCUCCGAGGGGAGAAGCCUGUGGUCCCAGGCCCACCGGCCCUCCACCUGCAACACGGGGACCCCCUCUUGAUGAAGAGGCGGCCCAAGGAGCCUCUUUCCAACCUCCGAGGCUUCUUUCCUACCAGCAUUCAGCCCUGCAAGGACUUGCAGCGGCGGGUCAGCUUCCCCGGCAGCGUGCCCAACUCGGUGGUGCUGCAGCAGAUGUGGCUUCACCGGGAGGUCAGCAGCCUCGGAGCCCUCGCCCAGCACACUAGCCGCAGAAGCAAGCCAGGAAGGCGCCAGGAUGACCUGUGGCUGCCGCGGCGCAUCGGGUGGCGCACGGCCAGGUGGCAGCAGAAGCUGACCGGGUGGUUGGGGGAAGAGGAGGAGGAGGAGGAGGAGGGGCAGCGGUAUGUGGACUGGUCCUCAGAUACCCUGAGCCCACCUACGCAGCUCUCCGAGUCCGAGGAGACGGAGGCUCAGGACUCCGAGUAUUUGACCCCGAAGCGCGCGCACUCUCGCACCGCCACCAGGCCUGAGACCUGCUUUCUCCACCCCGGGCACCCCCACGGGCACUCGCUCUGGGAAGAGCGCUACGGGCAUCUGCCCAGGUUCCUGCAUUUUUUCGUCGGCCAGAACUGGUUCAAAAAGCUGUUCCCCAUCUUCACCUUGGAGGCCUACCCCGAGGUGAGCACGGUGGAGGGCCUGGCCUCACUGUUCGUGGACCUGCUGUACGAGGCCUCUUGGGCAGACGGCGUGCACAUCUUGAAAGCGCUGCUGAGGCUGCUGCCCGACACGAGCAGAGACCUUCGUAACCAGCUGCAGGGCGUCCUCGUGCGCCUGCUCAACCUGGACCAGCCCCCCAGCCUCGAGGACCAGACGCAGAAGCAGUUCGUGAUGCUGGCGCUUCAGCUGCUCCUGGCCGGCUCCCUGCAGUCCCGCGAGGUGGUGCUGGAACUCAUGUCGUACUUCCUCUACUCGCCUGCCUCCCGCCGGCCCGAGCUCAGGAAACUGCUGGAUGGGCUGGGCCUUCAGGAUCCGCAGGGCUUCCUGUUCAAGGAGAUGAUGACCUGGGUCCAGGGCCCGGACGCAGGCUCCAAGGCUGCCCUGCGCAAAUGCUGCUGCCAGAAGCUGGAGGAAAUGAUCCAGAGGUUUGGAACCUCCUGUCUUGCCCACACCCCGCCCCCCCAGGCUUUCCCUAGGUCUUUGAGGGGAGGGGCGGGGGAUCCAGGUGAGGCUGGCCGGCUCUUUGCCUUGCUCUGUAUCUGUGCCUCAUGGGUCCUCUUCUGUCUCCCAACCCCCCAUUUCUGGGGAUCAUCCUGCUCCUCCCCAGGAAGGAGUCUGCAGCCAGAUCUCAGGCUUGGGGCCAGGGGCAGCCUCUGCCUUGGGCUUGGGGGCACUGUCCACUGGCUGCUUCCUCCACAGACGGAGCACUUGCAGCCUUCCGUGGCCAAGUUGUCCGAGAUGCUGCCCAAGGUCUCCCAGACCUCGGUGUUUCCAUCUCCUCCCAAGGAGACCCUGUCGCGGAUUUCAGUGCUCGCUGGGUCACCUCAUGUCUCAAGGGCACCCUCAGUCCGUUCCUGGGUACCCUCCCUUGUGGUCUCACCCGGGGAGCGGAACUUGGCUGUCCUUGAGUCCGGAGCCAAGCCGACGCCUUCACCAACGCAUCUCCGGCGGAGCAAACACGCGCUGUCUGAGGCGCCGCUGCACUUCUGCCCCUCCGAGGUCCACGCGCCCUCCUCAGCACCCGCCGCGCUGCUGGAAGAGUCGCUGCCACUGGCGCAGACGGACUGGUCCCGGUCACAGAUGCUGGACCUGGGGCCAAUCGAUGCGCUCAACUUCUUUUGCGAACAGCAGCGAGCACGGCUCGAGCAAGGUUUCCCGCAGGAGGAGCUCGAGACACUGCGCCUGAGCCCACGCCCACCCGAGUCCAACACCGUACUGCCCCAGCCCCGGGAUCGCUGGCACUAUCCCAUCCUCCGGCUUCAGGAGGCCAAGGUCCAGAGGUCUCCGAUGAGACUGAGGGGCUGGAUGCGGUCCCGGCUCUGGGUGGGCCAUACCCUCAGUGGCUCCAUCCGGAUGCUGAAGCUGCCGCUGCCGAGGGUAGAAGUUCAGCCUUUCCCCCCGGACUGGCCCAGGCCUGCCCGUCCGCUGCCCCCACGGCUCCUGCAACCCACCUUGCAGCGCUACUUUCUGCCAGAUUAUACAGAGACCCUGACAGCUACAGCUGACCAGACUGGUGGCCCCAGUCUCUUCUUCCCUCCAGCAUGGAGUCAAGAUGUGGCUCUCCAGCCAGCUGUUCUCCCCUGGAAAUAAAGUCCAGAGGCCAUGGCCAGAAAAAAAGGGUGCCACCUUCAUCUUUGGGGACUGCAAGUGUGAGCAGGGCAGUCUCAAUGGUGUGAUGAAUCUGCCAGUGGCCAGUUGCAGGGCAGGAGCUGGGGGCAUGGUGGAAUCUGGCAUGGUCAGCACUUGGUGGAGCAGCAUUCCUGGUGGGGGUGGGUCUGUCUGCCAGGAGCCGGACCCAUCGCAUGGGCAUGUCCCUGCUCAGGCACUCAGCCUGUGUUUAUCAAUAAAUUACUGGGGUCAAGAUGGGAGUGGGGAC
This is a messenger RNA of Callorhinus ursinus (northern fur seal), 5833 nucleotides long. RefSeq names its product WD repeat domain 97 (gene WDR97). Lineage: Eukaryota; Metazoa; Chordata; Mammalia; Carnivora; Otariidae. Gene Ontology annotation, molecular function: protein binding. The record is from RefSeq and is a predicted model, not a curated record.